Molecule: messenger RNA, 4115 nt
Organism: Notodromas monacha
Lineage: Eukaryota; Metazoa; Arthropoda; Ostracoda; Podocopida; Cyprididae
Source: the annotation of a GenBank genome assembly
AGACAUUUUUUCUCUUCGGCGGACCCGGUUUACCUGUGAUCUUCCCGCUUCCGCGCGGUGGUUUUGGUGUUGUUUGCUUUCUCAAUUUUUGUCCCUGCGCGAGGAAGAAUGAAGUUGUGGCUGAUGUUCGUCUUGUUGCUCGGCGCUGUGGCUGCCGAAGAAACAGAAGAUGAGGUCGUGGACACGACGGUGUACAAAUUUGCGACGAAGCCGCAGAAUCUGACGGCCAAGUUGGGAGACACGGUGAGGAUCGCGUGUGACGUCAUCAACGAAAAAGGGGCCCCGGUUUUGGACGACUCGACCGUGCUGAGCGUUUGGCUCUUCGGGGAGAGUGCUUUGUUCGCCGGCCCCACGCGGUUGAACUAUGACAAGCGAUACAACCUGGAUGGACGCACUUUGGUGAUCAAAGACGUGAAGCAGUCGGACGGGGGCAAGUACACGUGCCAGUUAUCGACGUCGAACGCGCCCAAGUUGUUCCAGUUCCUGGUGGUGCACGUGCCGCCGACAGUGAAAGCGGUGCUGGAGACCGUCGUGGCCAAGUCCGGGGAGGACGUAACCCUGCGCUGCGAUGCGUCUGGCAGCCCCGAACCCGGGAUCAAGUGGAAGAAGCGCGGGGAGAUGCUGGCUGAGACGGGAUCUACGCUCACGCUCGAAAAAGUGUCCCAUCAUCAGGCUGGCAACUACUCGUGCGAGGCUGACAACGGCGUCGGAACUGCUGCGGCGAAUAUCCGCCUGGAUGUAUUGUUCAAGCCGAUUAUCAAGGUUGAAAAGCAGUGGAUCCACUCGGGUGAGAACAACCAGGCCGAACUGACUUGCGAAAUCAGUGCCCAACCCCGACCGAUUGUUCAAUGGCUGAAGGACGGCGUUGAACUAGACCAAGAAACUCCUCACUGGACUCAGUCACCUGCCGACGGAAGCGACAUCUACACGCUCGAACUGAAGAAUCUGAAGCGAGAACACUUCGGAACUUACGAAUGCCAGGCUGUCAACGAUCUUGGAACUGAUUCGAAAACAAUCGAACUGUCCGGUGUUGCCCAUAAGGCCCAGUUCGUGUCUAAUCCGAACGGGGACAAACCGGAUGCCUACACUUUGAGGUGGACAGUGGAAAGCUUCAGUCCUGUGACGGAAUACCAGCUGAGCUACAGGCGUGUGAAGGCGAACGAAAGCACGGAUCUUCCCGCUGACUGGAUUAAGGUAACUGUGCCUGGAGACGGGACAGCGACAAAUUCAAGGAAGCAUGCAAAGGAGUUCGUGGUUCGCAAUCUGGCUCUUGCAACGGAGUAUGAAGUUAGUGUGCAGGUGAUCAAUAUGUUCGGUUCUAAUGAACCCGCGACGUUCAAGUUCGCUACGCUGGGUUCGAAGGUGGCAAAAGUCAUGACUGACGCAAGCUCGACCGUAACGACGUCUUGGAUCACCAUCGCGGCGACGUUGUUCGCUAUGGUUCACGCCACCGUAGUUCCGCUUCUUCUCCUGCCAUCUCGCCUGGUUUGAACUUCGGAACUGUUCUAGUUUUGCGAACAAGAGAGAAAGAACCUGAUGAAGGUUUUCAGCAGCAAUCCGAAAAAAGACGAAUGUGUUUGUUUGCAGCGAUGCGUGAGAGUGCAGUUUGUACAUUCCUGUGCUGAAGAUAAUUUUUUUAAGCGAUAUGUUAAUCCGAGUCGGGGUACUACUCGAGCGGAUUUCGUGUUAGGUCAGUUUUUAUUGAGUUUCCUCCGCAAUGCAUGUAUGGUUUGGCAGGCAAUUUCAAGUGUGUUCUGAGGGCGAUACGUGGGACGAAGAAUUUUUUCAUACUUUGACCGUGAUUCCCGCGAACUCAUGGCGUUAGAACAAAGAAUUUUUGAAGCUUUAAAGGGUUCGAGUGUGUGCGCUUCGCGUCUGCCUUCGGAAGAAAAAUUUCUGUUCAUGUCGAAUAGUCCAGGUUGUCCCGAAAGUUGCUGUCGUGUAAAUUGAAUUGGAAUUUUGUCGCAACCUUAACCAUUAUUUUGAACUUGACCUCUGUGAGAAACACAUUUUUCUUGUCAUAUGAAAAUUUCAGAACCUGAGACGGAUACCUGGCUCAGUUAGAUUAGCUAGUCCAGAACCGGAACGAACUCACCAUUAGUUUCGAUUAGUUCAGUCUGAAUUCAGCUUCUGUGAAUCCUAAUUCUUUUAAAACAGUAAUUUUCGGGACAAUCUUUUUCUAGUACUGUACUGUAUCUGAGGUUUCGACGUUCUACUUGAUGAGCGCAUGGCUUUUUUUUAGAUCACUUGUUUAGCAAUACGUCGCAACUUUGCCCGCCGAUUGUGCGUGUUUUAAAAACAUGCGCUCAUGACACGAGAUAUAUUGUGCCCCUUUUUUUAAGAUGAUCUUUGGACGAUUUGAACAAAGCUCUGAUUCCGGGGCGCCGUAACGGUUCGUGAACGAGAAAUUUUAGCAGUAUUGAACCAAUUUCGUUCGUGUGAGAGGUAAUCCGUUUUCCGCAGCUUUUUGUGAAAAGUAGGCAAUUGGUUGCGGUCAUCUGCCAUUUUUUUAAACCCGCCUGAAAUCCUAGAUUACCUUUAUCGAAGUGGAAAGAUGACUUUUUCAGGGUUUAGGUUGACAUUCUUGGGAAAGGUGAUGGGAAAGAAUGGACGAGUGCCGCAAUCGUUUCGGAGGGAAAAGAUGUCUUUAGGAAGGUGGAUCUCAGCUGUGGUACGAGGUUUUUGAGUGGGCGACGGAAAAACUUUAUUUUCGAGAAGGCUUAUUGCGCAAGGGAGGUGUUUUGUGGAAGUUGCCUGGUUCCGUGCCAAGUGUUGUUCAGGUGGCAGGCUGGGUGGACGAUGGCGAUAUUAGGUUCCUUUAUUUUGGCCCAGGUUUGAUUCGGAGGACCCACGUCUUGGUGACAUCUAUGUGAGGGAAAACGAAGUACUUUUCGCCGCUUAGAGAGGGUGAAUCAGUUUAGGUUAGUUGUGUCAGAUUUGUUUGGUUCGUGUGGUUCUUUCAAUUUAGGAUACGAAGACGACGAAAAGCAAUUUGUUUUCCUUUUAUUUAUUCGUCGCCGGUGCAUGAAUCUGAUGUGGUCCUUCUAAUGGAAACCAGCGCCCCUUAAUUUUUCGGUUGGGUCAUUCCGUGUAAACUCACGAUUCCAGAUUUUUGUUCCGUGUGCUGACUGCAAUGGAUUGAUUCUCACUUGCAUCCCGUUGAGAAGCUUCUGAAGUUAUUCGAGAUUUGAGAGAUGAGUUUAGCUGAUGUGAACUUCAGAAAUCUGUUUCCAUUCGAUAACGUUCGAAUCACUCGACUCGCGUAUGGCGAAGCAUUUGAUUUUAAGCUGAAAAUGCGCAUGGUAUUAGGAAGGAAGGAAAUUACGAGUCGUUGCUUGCUUAUUUCAGUUUUAAGCUAAGAAAGAAAUAUUGCCGUCAGCGAGAAAGGAAGUCGAAAAGCUAAAAUUUUUGAAUGUGUGUGAGAAAAGGGGGGAGUAUCGUCUGGCCGCUUUUUUGGGGGAAUGGGGAGAAGACAGUGAGAUGAAAAACAACGUUUGACCUUUUUUUGAGCGUGUAGGGGCAUGAUUUUUGUGAUUCAGCCUGCUGGUUGAUACAUGCGAGCGAGAGAUUUUUUUUUUCCGUUUGUUUCAAGUGUUCGGAAGUGUUUUAUUUUGACCAGUCAGUCGGUCGACUAUUCGUGCAUCGUUUCCGUUCCGCUAUUUUGGGUUUUUUUGUUGUUCCGAACCGGUCGAAGAAGAGUUGAGUGAAGGAUAACACUACGUGUGACUGUCAACGCUGCCCUCCAUAGAGAAAGAAAACUGCACUCGGUGUCGCCAGUUCCCGGCAAAAAGAUGAAAUUUUAUGUGAACAGUUUCAUUGUUUUUCCCGGCGUUUCUUUUUUUUCGGAAAUCCGUGUUGGUCCAUUUUGAACAAUACCUUGGGAUGAGGACGGAAAUGAUCAGUUCUGGCUCAUCGCUCGUAGACCCACGGGGAAUCAAGAUUCUGUCAUGCGUUUUUGUAUCAGCAUUGUAAGUGGAGCAAGUUUUGUGGUCGGCGAGAAGAGGGGUAUCAUAGGGAGAAAGAACAAUGUGGGGUGUGGUUUGACAAGAACAGCCAGUCCUUUUUGUCGUUCAUUACUUUGUAAUCGAGGAGAUGCGAAUACAAACUGGUCGUCA